GCGUGUAAGAUCAGUGGAACGCUGAAGUGCACCGUGUCUCCUCCUAUCACUCAUGACAUAGGUUCCUGAAGAGGUGUGACUAACAGUCAUACAUUAUGCAUAGAAACUGCAGACAUCUGGUGAGGGACAGAAACUUUAACAGAAUGCGUCAAAGCAAAAUAAUCUCUGAGCAACGAGGAAGUCAGGUUGGUUUGAAUUGUUCUUGGGCCAGAGGAAGAAAGAUUGCAGCAAACCUUUAAAGAUCAUUAAGGAGAAAGGCACUGAAGUAUCUGAAGUGGAACUUUUAAUACCAGACACAUGAUCACGGAAUACGAUUUUGGCAUGACAACACAAAAAAAUCAUGGGAGUCUUGAUCACAAAAGCUGGACAAAAUGACUUGAAAUACAGCAGACACACAACACUGCCUAGAUGUUCCAGACACACACUUCCGGAGACAAUCAGGCCUUGCUCCAGUCCAUGCUGCAGAGGCUGAAGAUCCAGCCAGCAAGAGAAAGCCAGGCCUCCCUGAACACACCUGUGCCCACCACAGCCCCAUCAACAUGUCUUCAAGACGGAGAGAGAGAAACUACAGACCCAAAGUCAGUUGACACAGUGACCGCAAGCCCUCAAAAUGGCUUUGAAUCAAAGGAAGAGAGGAGGUGGGGAUUUGGUAGGAACGGCAUUCCCUCAAAGUUGAAUCAGGUGACAAAGGGGGAAUCCGGUGAUGAGCUCAGGACUCCUGGAGAUGGCCAGGAUGCAUCCAGUCUCAACGGCAAAGGACAGCAAACAACUCGUAACUAUGAAUACAACAGGAGUGUUAUUUCCUUCUCCUCCCAGAAAGACAACACUGACAGUGACAACGGUGGGAAUGGCAUCUUGGGAAACACUGCAUUGCCAAAACCAACAGCUGAGCAGUUUCCUGUAGAAUCCUUUAAGGAUACCAGUGUGUCUGUCUUUGGAGGGAAUUCUGUAGAUUUCUCAUUGGGGAAGAACAUUUGUAGUGAAAAAGUUAAUGUAACAACCAUGGGACAGAAUCAAGACCACAGCCAGACCUUUGCGCCCAGAGUCCACAGGUGGUCCCUCAAUUCCAAAGACACAAGAAGCCAAGAGAACAAAGUGCACGCCGAAAACGGAGACAUCAGAACUUUGGCAGAAAACAAAAAUAUGACAGUUGUCCCAGCUAGUCAAAAAACAACUCACAACAGUUGGAAACGGAAACAGCGAUUAUCUGAGACUAAGAUGAAGAGAUGGACUCAGAAAAUUAAGGAGCGGUGGUGGGACAGACCUGGGAGUUUUUCCAAGAAAGGAAAAGAAGACAAUGGGAAAUUAGAUGUCAACAAUAUGCCAGAAAAUCAAAAUUCACCUAAGAACCAACAGCUAAUGGAGGAAAGGACUCCGCCUUCACUGGACACACGUGAUCUCAGUGAAGCAUCAUCGGGACUUUCAGAGGAACUUGCAAACAAUGGGGAAAUCAGACCUAUAAGUGAUUCUGAGUUUGGCCUGGGGUCCUUCAGUUUAUUAGAGGAGAUCGUCACAGGUCAAGAGUGGGCUAAAUUCUUAAAACCGACCCUAUCUGAUGAAUCAACCGAUCAGAAGCCGUCGGAGGAGACAGCAAUCCAAUUCAGCACAACACCUAAUGCUCAGGAACACGAUCGUGGUGAAUCAUUACUGAAUAUGAACCAAGACGGAGAUGGAACCUACCAGUGGAGCUUCAGUGGGGGCACAAAAUCACAAUUCUCAGGUUUUGCUAAUGCCCCAGUAUCACCUGCUGCUUUCUUACCUGUCAACAUGGAAACUUCAGAAGCAAAGAAACCUGCAGUUCAGGGUGCAAACUGUGAAACUGACCAAUCAGAGCCGAUGGAACAUAGCCGUACCCAAUCAGUCACAGAACCAGACAACAUUGGGAUAAGGCAUCUCACAACUCCAAAGAAGAGUUCCUACAAAAAGCCUGUACAUAUCCCGGACAAUUCAGUGCUGAAGAGUAGAAUCCAGCAGAACAGAAAGAGAGUGUAUGAAGCACAGAACAUGGAGACAGAAAAUGAGGAAUCCAUUUCUCCAGUGAGCACAAAGGGCAACCGUGUGAUUGAUGAGACACGAGAUCCCCCAAAGCCUUCACUUCCCCCGUCCUCCCCAUCAUAUCCUAAUUAUUGUAUGCCUCCACCUCGGAGUGUCCUGAAACACUCCAUAUCCCAGGAUUAUUCAUCUUCAAUGGAAACGGUGUCAAAAAAGAGGCGAGUUGAGGAGAACCGGCGGGUUCGUUUCUCAGAGGAAGUGGUCAGCAUUGAGCCCGCUGAGCUGGAUAUGGAUGGCACCGGCUCAGAGGACGACUCUGGAGCAGAUGAUGACUCUGUGAUAGAGGAGGAGAGUGAGGAGGAACUACACACAGGCACCGAGGAGCUGGCACCAGCGCGCCGGACGGCUCUCCCUGCCUGGAUACAGGCUCUGAAGAGGAAAAACCCAGGGAGAAAAUGGAGAUACUGACUGUAACAUUAUUUUUAAGUCAAUAAAAAAAAAAAAAAAAAAUUAUAUAUCAAGCAUCCCUUCACCUUGUAAUACAACCCCAAUUCUAAUGAAGUUGGGACGUUGUGAAAAAUGUAAAUAAAAACA
Molecule: messenger RNA, 2586 nt
Organism: Thalassophryne amazonica
Lineage: Eukaryota; Metazoa; Chordata; Actinopteri; Batrachoidiformes; Batrachoididae
Exons: 7
Coding region: 409-2460 (683 amino acids)
Source: RefSeq, a predicted model, not a curated record